Linum trigynum is the source of this 2777-nucleotide messenger RNA. The record is from the annotation of a GenBank genome assembly. NCBI's taxonomy places the organism in Eukaryota, Viridiplantae, Streptophyta, Magnoliopsida, Malpighiales, Linaceae.
CUCCAAGAUCACUCAAGCACUCUCUCUCUCUCUCUCUCUCUCUCACUAGAACUCCCCUUUGGUGUUUUGGGUUCAAACCCUAGAGAAAGAAACCAAUUCCUCUCCAAAAACCAGAUCCUCCUUUCUCUCACCCCGCUGCUGUCAUUGUAUUUUCCCGAAAGUGAUCAAUUCAUGAACGUGGUGGCCAGUUCACGAUCGUGAAUACCUAAACGCGUCUGUGAACUCAGUCGCCUCCAAAACGCACCGCUUUGCUUCCUGGGUUCACGGUCAAUGGCCACAGUCUUGGUCUUAGAGAACGUGAACUGCCUUGUCAUUAGUAACUUCUGGAACCUCGCUGGACGCCUUGGUGUUCACGGUUUGUGGUCGAAGUUCGCGAUCUUAGGAGACCGUGAACUACCUUGUCCGGUCGUGAACUGCAGCUGUUUCCUGGACGCUUGCACUUCACUAACGGACUUUUCCUUGAUUUUUUGCGCUUUUUGAGAUCCAAUUAUCCCAAAACUCGUCCUCGACCCUUCCACAAGUGCUAGGACCUGAAAUGUAUCAAAACAAGCACAACCUAGCGUGAAAUAUGUCGAGGAACGAUGAAAUACUAAGCUAAAAAAAUAAGAAAUAAGGGGUAAAAUGUGUACAUUUGGGCCUGAAUCAUAACUUCUAAAGUUCUUACUAAAUAUUGAGAAAAUUGUGUGAAAAGCGUUUUUAAUUUGACAUAAAGUUAAAUUUGGGUAAAUUUUUUAGAAAAUGAAAUGUGCGAAGUGUAUUUCGGAGGAGAGUCAGUUUAAUGUAAAUUGAAUGCUCUACCCUUGACCGGAUUUAAGGAGAGAUAUCUCCAUGUUCGAUAUCUGGGACUGGCUCUGUUAUCUGGUAAACUGAGCUCUGUGGAUUGUGAUGUCUUGAUGGAGAAGUUGACUAAGCGCAUUCUUGGCGCUAAAAAGUUGUCGUACGCAGGUCGAUUACAGUUAGUCUCCUCUGUAUUAAUGGGUGUGAUUUUUACUAAGGCAAAACACGAGUCUGAGGAGUUGAGGCUUCAUAUCUGGAGUUUGAGAAGGAACCAUAAGGUUAUUCAAGCUGGGAAAAAUAGAGUGAAAUAUUCUAAACCCAGAAUGGGCAUUGAUUGAUCUCGACUUGCCUGGGAAGGCGAAGAUCAAAGGGUCCAAAGAUGCUAGCUGGAGCUGCCAGAAAUCCGAGUUCCAUUCGGAUUCCAUGUUCUUUGCGGAAUUACUUGUUAGUUCGUUUCCCAGUUAAAUUAGGUUAACUUUAGUCCUAGUAUUAGUUUGUUUGUAGUUGAUUAAGCCUAUAAAAGGCCUCGUUCUCGAGUUGUAACACAUAGACUUGAUUUAUGAAGGAAAACCCAAAAUUUCCCAACAUUUGAGUUGUGAAUUUUCUUUGUUUUGGUUGCAAUCAAAACUUGAUGAAUCUCGGCCUAUUAAUCGAGCUAUCCCACUUGAUUACAUCGAAGGAAUCCCGAUAGCAAUUUUGCCUCCUCCCAGGUGUGAGGAUUCCCUCUCGUUUCCAUCCAAUUUCGUCACAAAACAAGCUUCUCAAGCUUGUUUGGAUUCCCAUGUUUGUGUGGAGUGAGUGAAGGAGCUCAAGUUCCUUUGAUUGACUGCGUGAUUCUGAUCAAACACCUACCUUGGGUGUUAUCAAGUGGCAUCAGAGCCAAGGUUCUGCAUAGCGGCAACAAGGAUGACGACAUCAAAAGAAGGCGGCGCCGGAGCAAGUCACUGGACAAGGUCGAAGGGCCCUAUCUCAGGUGACCCUGCCUUGCUACUCUCGGAACAAAAGAGGAAGAAGAAGCAGGUGGCGACAGUGAGCAAGGCGAUCUACGUGGGCACCCAGCCUGCUGAAGAACGUGCAAAAGACGCGAUGAGUGAUACCGAAUCCGUCACCAUGGCGGGAUUACAACAAUUCUUUCAAGAACAAGUUGUUUCCCUGCUCCAAAAUCAGUUGGAUAAGCAUGACGAGAAGUUUACAACUCUCACGGCCAAAUUCGACAACUUGUCUCAACAAGUCUCGAUUAUCAGUCAAAAGGGUGGACCAAUAGCAGCAACGCCACUCGAAAAGCAGGCGUCGACGCAACCGGAGAAAUCUAGGUAUCCCUGCAAGGCCGAGAAACACAGGGCAUGAUCAGGCUCUGGCCGAGCAAUUUCAUGAAUUGGAACAACAAUUGAUGACUCUAGAAGUCAAUUCUGACAACCAACAACCACUCAAUCGACAUAGAGGGGGAUUUCCGCUGCCGAAUCAAGAAGCAGAGGAAGUUCCAAUCUCGAAAUUGCAGGGAAUCAAAUUGUCUGUUAUGUCCUUUCAAGGAACGAUUAAUGCCUCUGCCUAUUUGGAUUGGGAGAGAAAAAUCUUGUUAUUCUUCUAGUGUGGCCAUUAUACCGAUUCACAAAAAAUUGCAUUGGCCACUUACGAGUUUACAGACUACGCCGCUCAGUGGUGGGAGCAAGUUCGCCACCGACGAAAACAGAACAUGCGUCCUUCGGUGACGAUGUGGGAAGAGUUACGAGGUCUGAUGCGUGAGCGUUUUGUACCGGCUUACUAUCGUCGUGAAUUGCACGAGUCUCUGCAAUCCAUUUGUUAGGGAUCGAGAUCGGUCGACGACUACUACAAAGAGCUUGAGAUGCUCUUGACUCGGGCCGACAUUCGCGAAGACUCGGAUGCCACUAUCUCUAGGUUUUUACAUGACCUAAACCGGGAGAUUCGGAAUGAGGUGGAGUUGCGCCAAUUUAUCGACCUAGAUGAGGUAGUCCAGCUCGCAAUUAAAGUCGAGAAGCAGC